GUGGAGCAAGGUUUUAUAAAAUAGUUUUUAAUUUCAUUCCUUUCAAAAGCGUUUGCUUCGUUACAGUGUUCACUUCCUUUUAAUUAUUCCGACAGAUAAGUGACUUCUUAUUACAGUUGUCUUGAACUACGUACUAAGAUUGAAUAGAGUGGUGAAUUUUUUGCUCAGUCUAAAAUGGAACUAUUGAGUAAAUCCUUUAAUUUUAUAUUUUCAAUCGGAGAUCCACGAGUCAAAGAUAAUAUAUUAUUUAAACCAUCGGUAAUCGGUUCUAUUCUUUUUUCAUAUCUUUAUUUCGUCCUUGUAUGUGGUCCGCGAUUUAUGAGAAAUAGGCAGCCGUAUUCGUUAAAGACGUUUAUAAGAUAUUACGAUGUAUUACAAAUCGUGUUGAACAUUCUUAUUGUGUAUAAAUUCAUAAAGGGUGGUUGGUUUACCACGAUUUCGAUAUAUUGCGAACCUGCAAUUAUAGGUACAGAUCCUGUUAAUAUGGAGUUGUUUUAUGGCGGCUGUUGGGCAUACGUCUUAAAAUUUAUCGACUUAAUAGAAACAGGAAUAUUUGUACUCCGAAAGAAAAAUAACCAAAUUUCAUUUCUACAUUUGUAUCAUCAUAUUUCGACUAUAUUAAUUGGUGGGAUUGUUGCAAAACACUACGCCAUUAAAAUGGGUACUUUUAUACCAUUAGUGAAUUGUUGCGUUCACGUAAUAAUGUACAGCUAUUAUUUUCUUAGUACAUGUGGUCCAAGUGUCCAGAAGAUUAUUCAUCGUUAUAAAUUCUUACUUACCGUUACUCAAAUGGUACAAUUCGUAAUAUUGAUUUGUCACGCCUCGCAAUCGUUAUCACCGAACUGUGAUAUGGAUAAUACUCCUGGUGUUAUAAUGAUUAUUAAUCUCUUGAUUAAUUUCAUUUUAUUCUAUGAUUUCUACAAGAAAACCUAUGUGGUUAAACAAGCGAAGCAGAGUACAAAUUUAACGAUUUAUUUUUCAGACUCGCGGGUGAAAUUAUUGCCACUUGUUGGUACUUCCUUCGCAGUACCAACUAUCAUUGCAGUUUAUUUCCUAGUUAUAUAUUUUGGACCCAUUUAUAUGAAUGACAGACCGGCUUAUUCCUUGAAAAGAUUUAUUCAGUUUUAUAACAUCUUUCAAAUUCUGGCUAAUAGUAUUAUAAUAUAUAUGUAUAUAGAUGGUGGAUGGUAUAAAGAUGUAUUUAUUUAUUGUGUACCCAUUACGUAUUCUACGGAUGCCGGUUCUAUGAAGAUAAUCAAUGCGUUUUGGUGGACGAUGGUAUUAAAACUUUUUGAUUUCAUCGAAACGGGAAUAUUCGUGCUACGAAAGAAACAUCGUCAAAUAUCGUUUUUCCACGUGUAUCAUCAUACAACAACGGCCUUGAUCUCCUGGCUGACUAUGAGGUAUUACGUGGGAGGAAUGAUUUCUUUCGAACCGGUAGUAAAUUGCAGCGUACACGUCAUUAUGUAUGUGUAUUAUUUUCUAUCAUCGUUGGGUCCAAAAAUGCAAAAGUUGAUCCUACCGUAUAAACACAUUCUUACUAUUAUUCAAAUGAUACAAUUAGUGAUAUUGAUGUUACAUGUCAUCCAAGCUCUUCUGCCGUUUUGCAACAUGCCAAAAUUACCAUCGUUUGUUAUACUUCUUGAUAUCGUUAUAAAUCUCUUCUUCUUCUAUAACUUUUACAAGAAGGCGUAUCAGAAAUCGAAAAUGAAGAAUAAAUAGGAGUAUAGAUCAGCCGUAAAAUAGUAUUUGUAAAUGGAGAAAAUAAAGAUCGUAUUAAUGCAGAAUU
This is a messenger RNA of Vespula pensylvanica (western yellowjacket), 1789 nucleotides long. Its product is annotated as elongation of very long chain fatty acids protein 4-like. Gene Ontology annotation, molecular function: fatty acid elongase activity. Gene Ontology annotation, cellular component: endoplasmic reticulum membrane. The transcript has 7 exons. Gene Ontology annotation, biological process: sphingolipid biosynthetic process; fatty acid elongation, polyunsaturated fatty acid; fatty acid elongation, monounsaturated fatty acid. NCBI's taxonomy places the organism in Eukaryota, Metazoa, Arthropoda, Insecta, Hymenoptera, Vespidae. The record is from RefSeq and is a predicted model, not a curated record. Bases 175 to 1722 code for a protein of 515 amino acids.